AUGAGUUUCCUUGUCUGUGUGUCAGUGAGCAGCGGUGCGCGAUGACGAACUAAACCUAAUUUAAGCGAAUAUAAUAAAUCCAGUGACCCGUUUCACGGUUUCGGAUGUUUCACUAACUGACGGACUCGUCUGUGAUGUGGUAAUCCAGCCGCUGGACGUGACUUCGUCAGCGCCAGUGUAAUUUGCUGCUGUGUGUUGGUUCCGGUGGUGUGUUUGCUGAUGAUGACCGCGGAGCUGCUGCUGUCUGAUUUGGACAGCCGCUUCUGCGCUGAUAACUUGCUGACCAGCGAGGACUGGGAUGCUUGUCUUUAUCAGUGUGAGGAUAUGGAGGAGGGGGAUGACACUCAUUUCAUAGGAGAAAUGAAAUAUGACACAUUGUUGGACAGUGAUCUUGUUCUCACCCUUGACCCUGAUAACCCCACAUCACCAUGGAAGAACCUAGACAACAACUUCACAGAUGAAAUAUCAGUCACAAAAGGUGAAAUGACAAUAACACAGCCUCUACCAGUGGACAUGUUUUUCCAGGUGAAGACAGAACCUCCAUCACCAGCAUCAUCUCUGACAUCUGACAGCUCCAUACCGUCAUUACCUGAACAUCAGGUGACGGUGAAAGGCGAGAACCCCCCCACUCCUCCGUACAUGUAUGGAGACGUGCUGCUGCCGCCGCUGGCCAGCAUGGAGGUGACCGUAGCGAACACCACUCCACAGCAUCAGCCUCCACUUCCUGUCCCACUACAGACUCGCACACUCAACGGCCUCGACACACAAACCACAGUUCUGUCUUCAGCGGCGACGUUAAAAGCCAACAGCAUUCUGAGCAGUAAACCUCUGAUACAGCCCAAACCCGUGUGUGUGGCUGCACUGCCUGUGACUCAAAGCUCGAGUCCAGCUAAAGCCCUCAUCCUGCAGAGCGUCCCGUUACCUGUACCUGUCCCUGCCAUCGACCAAAACACGACACCUGUGGUACUGUCUCAGUCAGUGUGUCUGGGUUCCGCUCCUGCUAUUGUUAAAAUGGAGCCGUUAUCUCCCAGCAUGCCUCACUGCACGAGCCCAUCAGCCCCGCCCCCCAGUAAACCCAUAAUCCCAGCGGCUGUGCUGCCUGCCAACAACUGCACUGAUAUUGAUAUGAAGGUUCUGAAGAGGCAGCAGCGGAUGAUAAAGAACCGAGAAUCGGCCUGUCAGAGCCGCAAGAAGAAGAAAGAGUACUUGCAGAAUCUCGAGGCGCAGCUGCGAGAAGCGCAGCAAGAGAACGAGCAACUGCGCAAAGAGAAUCAAGCUCUGCGACUGCGACUCGCUGGCAAAGAGGCGAGUGUAUCAGGGAACAAUAAGAGAGCUGUUUGUGUGAUGGCUUUGUUUCUCUUCAUCACCUUUACCUUUGGCCCUGUCAGUCUUAAAGACAGGACGCUGGACUCUGGGUUAGAGGAAGCAGCCGUUCCGCUCACAGGACGCCAUCUGCUGGAGUUUGAGAACGCACAAGAGAUGAGCGACAAACCUGUGAAUGAGAAAGCCACUGAGGAGAGGAUCAACCGAGAGGACCGAUGGAGGAGAGGAGACCUGGAGAAAGAGUCUGCACUGUCCUAUCAGUUCAGGAAUCAGAGCGGUGUGUUCAGUGAUGUCAAAGAUCUGCUGCUGCAGGAUAUCGAUCGAUACUUCUCCUCACCGGACUGCCGGCAGUUCAACCGCUCCGAGUCCCUCAGGUUGGCUGAUGAGCUGCGUGGGUGGGUUCAUCGGCAUCAAAACAACCGCAAGUCUGAUGGAAAACCCAAGCUAGCGAAGAAGACUAAAAUAGCUCAGAAAGCUCAGCACAGGAAGACAAACUUCUCCAGAUACCUGCCGAUUCAGACCCAUCGCUCCAUUGAAAGUCAGCUGCAGGUGUUGCCUGGACCAGAGAUCAGUUACAGUGAUUUUCUCGAUGCUAUUGAUCGUCGUGAGGACACUUUUUAUGUCGUGUCCUUCAGACGGGAUCACCUGCUGUUACCUGCGAUCAGCCACAAUAAAACCUCUCGACCCAAAAUGUCUCUGGUCAUGCCUGCGAUGGCCAUCAAUGAUUCGGUGUAUAACUCAUCCCAGGUUGGUUAUGAGAUGAUGAUGCAGGUGGACUGUGAGGUCAUGGACACCAGGAUCAUCCCAAUCAAGUCCUCUGUAGUCCCGCCCUCUCUCAGAGACCCACCCCCGUCCCCACCCCCUCAUCAUCACCAUGGCAACCACACCUCCCUCCGCAGCCGACACCACCACCACCCCCAUGGCAACGGAGCGUCACCGAGACGGAGGGGAGCGGAUUAUUUCAUCAGUCAGGGUGGACCCGUGUGAGAGGAUAAUUUUAAAUGGAGGGUUUAGAAAAACAGGGAAUUUUUCUAUUAGGAAAAUAUACAUACAUGUCUGUAGAUGAUGAGGAUUCAGGACAUUGUUGCUGCCCUGCAUGGUCCAGUGUGAGACUAUUUUUAUUUCAUCUCCGCAAAUAACGGGAAUAACUUUUAAACUGACUCUCAAAUCCAAUCUGAUCAUGAUUCAACACACGAUGUACAUGGAAAGGAAAUGUAACAGUCCCAAAUGAUGACAUGAUCAUUAUGAUAUUAGUCCAAAUAAUAUAUCAGUAGGUAAAUAAAGCUUUAUUUUCUCCAGCCCAACAUAAACAGUCCAUUGCACUUAUACGGCUUGUAUAGUGUAUUUUCCACUAGUGGACUGCACAGGGGUCAAACUGAAAUGUAUACAUUGACCCUAACUGUUAUCGUUGGUGUGUUAUGUGUUCAGACUCUCUUUUCCUGUAUGCAAUUUAUCAUGUGCUGUCCUUGUUUUUAUAUGUUGUAUUGUUUUAUUUGUUUUUUUGUUUUACAGAUUUUUAUUGAGAUUAUUUAAAGUUGUGCUUAUACCAGGUGCGUGUGUGAUAUAAAUAUUCAUUUGGAUAUAAAACAUAAUUGUGCGUGUAAUCUUGCCCUUCACAGUCAGGCAUUUGUACGUUUUCUUCUCUUUUUUUUUUCUUCAAUUAUGAAACUGCUGGUAGUGAAUGUUCAGUUUUCAGUUUGCAACAGCAAACUUUAUCCAGCGUGACGAUGCAUGUGCCGUCCUGUCAUUAGAGCAUAUGUUGACAUUGAAACAAAGUUUCACAGAAAUGUCUUGUCAACUAUAUCAACGUGUUUGAUAUUUCAGGCCAGAUUUACAAAAUGAUUUAAUUAACAGAAAUGUUUUGUAGAGAGUAAGUGAGAUUGUGAUUAGAUUUAAAAUGAUUUGAGGUUACAAAUCUUCUGGUCUUUUGUAAGAUGAUUUUGAUGAUGUAAAUGUACUCGAUGUGUUGCUGCUUUUGUCACAAACCACUAACAUGAUACAAUAAUCAUCUGGCAGAUGCACAUUUUCUGGAGUUUAGAUUUAUAUUUGAGUUGUUUUCUCAGGCAGUGGUCUUAAGUUCAGAAAGAAAAUUAAAAUUUUCAGGCUGUAUGAAAAAAAUCAUUUAAAAAUGAAGAUGGGAAGGUGUAAUCUGAAAACUCAUAACUGAUUAAAUUACUGUAGAUCACAGGAAAUAUUUCCAUGGAUGCUUCAUUUAAUUGAAAUGUCAUUUGUAUAUAAAGGCUUUAUACUGUGCAACAGGGAUCCAAAACUAAUUUGACCAAAAGCUACCCAAAUGAUACAGUUCAUCAGAGAUAUCUCUUGGUAAACUGUGUCAAGCCUUCACAAGCAAAAGGAUCAAGACCUGCAUCUGGAUGUGAAUGUUGCAUUGUAGAGUCUUUUAUACAAGCAUUUUUAUUUAUUUUUCUGUAAAGUUAUCAUGAUGGGGUGUUUAACUAUUUUUGUUGUUUUAACGGAAGAUAUUUUUGUUUUCCAUGAUGCAUGUGUCCGAAACGUUCCCAUGAUGCACUGCUCUCGCAUGUUUCUGUUAUCUGUGAUGGAGGAAUGAUGUAAAUUUAAAACUGCUUUUUUACUUUUUUAUUUAAAUGAGAUUUAACAAAAAAAAAAACAAACAAACAAAAAAAAGUGUUUAAUUUUCUCUUCCUGACUAUGAGUAUUUUGAACUACUGUCUGCAUUUGUAGAGGAAAAAAUAAAUUUGUUAAAUACUAAUAAAAUCAGCUUGUUGGUUUAGUAUAUAAA
Molecule: messenger RNA, 4081 nt
Organism: Myxocyprinus asiaticus (Chinese sucker)
Lineage: Eukaryota; Metazoa; Chordata; Actinopteri; Cypriniformes; Catostomidae
Gene: atf6b
Product: activating transcription factor 6 beta
Exons: 17
Coding region: 220-2310 (696 amino acids)
Biological process (GO): regulation of transcription by RNA polymerase II; endoplasmic reticulum unfolded protein response
Cellular component (GO): nucleus
Molecular function (GO): DNA-binding transcription factor activity, RNA polymerase II-specific; RNA polymerase II cis-regulatory region sequence-specific DNA binding
Source: RefSeq, a predicted model, not a curated record